UCAUAAGCCCCAUGUGUCACUUCCUGUUAAGAUUUAGCUCAGUAGCUGUUUAACUGUCUAUAACUAACAGUGCAUUGGUGGACGUCCGUGGUGGUUUUUUGUGAAAAAGCAUACAUGGAGAAGAUUUCUGCUUCGACGCCUCAGGAUCACGCUUCCUAUCCCCCAGGGCGGACCGUCCGAGCAGCCGAGCCGAUGACGCCGCCUAGCGAAGACGUCUACGACACGACGACGGAGCCUCCGGGGGAAGUCCUCAUCCUGAGCUACGACAAGUUCUGCGAAGACGACAUGAGGAACGACGGCUCCCUCAGCGACGUGAAGAAUCUGACCCAUCUCUUUACGCAGAUGGGCUAUGGAUUGCAAACAGAAUGGAACCUCUCUAAAGCAGACACUAUUCGCACUAUCAAGGCCUUCAGUGCGGAUAAGCGAUUGGAGAAAGCGGGCUGUGCGAUUGUCGUCGUUCUGAGCCACGGGAAGGACAGGCAAACCUUCUACACGUCCAAUGGGAGUCUUAUGAGAGUCGACAGUGUGAGGGACUUCUUCCUGGAGGAGGCGUGCCCGCUCAUGAAAGGCAAACCGAAGAUUUUCCUCUUCCAGAUGUGCAGAGGAGAAGACGAACCCACGGAAGUCGAGACAGACAGCAUCGACGCCGUGAGAGAACCGCCCAGGAACAUGAUGGUUAUUUAUAGCACUACUGAAGGCUUCAUCAGUGUUCGCCACAUGGACUUCGGGUCGCCCUUCGUCAACGCUUUCUGCGAGGUUUUGGCCGAAGAGGCGUGGCACCUCAGCCUGGACGAGCUCCUGAGGAAGAUUCAGAAACGUUACAACAAGGAAGGAUUCGGAGCCGUGAUCGAUAAGCAAGACUUCCACUUCAUGAAGCGAUUUUAUUUCAAUCCCAGAGGCCGAUGUGCCAGCUGAAAUUCAUUCUUUGUUAUGCUUUAUUAUGUAAUGGAUCCUCGAAAAUUGGCUAUGAAAUAGAUAAUUGAUUGUAUGCUUAUGAAGAAUCAAUAUCAACAGUUACAACUGUUGUAAUAAUACCUACAUAAACAGCAUUUUAAAUUCUAUACCUUUUGUACUGAAUGGAAUUGAUAUUGUUCUAAUUAGUUAUUAUUUCAAGCAAUUGCUUUGAUAUUAAAGUUGACAUUUCUUAAA
Molecule: messenger RNA, 1149 nt
Organism: Penaeus indicus
Lineage: Eukaryota; Metazoa; Arthropoda; Malacostraca; Decapoda; Penaeidae
Product: caspase Dronc-like
Exons: 3
Coding region: 115-915 (266 amino acids)
Biological process (GO): proteolysis
Molecular function (GO): cysteine-type endopeptidase activity
Source: RefSeq, a predicted model, not a curated record